AUGGAUGCUCUUGUCAUAGGCUGCCUGAGGGAUGUUCGAUUCAACGGCCUGCUGCUCCCUCUGGACGGGCGGGGCUCUGAGGGUGUGUCCGUGCUGGAGAACAGGGGCGUGUCCACAGGCUGUUACAGCGAAUCGUGUCACUCCGUUCCGUGCUCCGCCCCUUUGCGCUGUGUGGAUCUGUGGAGGAAACAUGAGUGCAGGUGCCCCGGCUCUCAGAUGCUGCUCUCUGAUUCGUCGGGUCGCCAACGAUGUGUCCCAUCGCCGUGCCGACCGACUUCGUGCCGCCACGGCUCGGUGUGUCAGCCGCUGUCUGCUGACCACUUCCUGUGUCGUUGUCCAGAUGGGGUCAAAGGUCACCGGUGCGAGCUGGGGUCACUGAGGGGUCACCGCACGGCAGCGCUCAGCCCCAGCUCCAUCCUCGCCAUCAGCAUGUGCCUGCUCGUCUUUCUCGGGGUGCUGGUGGCGGUGACCGUGUGGAAUCAGAAGGGAAGCAGAAGUAAGUUCAGGAAGCGCGGUGUUUACCACGUCCCCCCAGAGCACGAGAGCUGGGAGGGCAUCCGGGAGAAUAUCCUCAACUACAACGAGGAGGGAGGAGGAGAGCAGGACCAGAACGGUUAUGACAUCUCGGAGUUGAAGCGUCCUCUGUGCUCGAGUUUGUCUCAGUCUUCUUCUUGCACCACGGCUCCUCUGCUGCGCUCUUCCCCCGGCUCACAGGAGGAGGUCCACUUCAGCGCCCCCUACAGACCGCACCACCUGCAGCCUGUGUACGCCACCCUGAGGUCCGAGCCCGACACACAGAGCCAGGGCUGGACCAGGGCCCACAGGACGCACGUGGAUUUCCAGAGCUACGUGUCGAGGAUCGUUUGGGAGGCGGACCAGCACAGCGCCGCCUUCCCUCCGGACACGCUGCACGUCUGGAGAGAGGAGGGGGCGGGGUCCAGUGCCGGGAGUCUGAGCUCGCUGGAGUCAGACAUCCACAGCACAGAGCCACACGGACUCUAGGUCCAUU
Messenger RNA from Boleophthalmus pectinirostris (great blue-spotted mudskipper), 1009 nucleotides. Its product is annotated as neural-cadherin-like. NCBI's taxonomy places the organism in Eukaryota, Metazoa, Chordata, Actinopteri, Gobiiformes, Gobiidae. The transcript is spliced from 5 exons. Gene Ontology annotation, biological process: homophilic cell-cell adhesion; cell morphogenesis; adherens junction organization. The coding region runs from base 1 to 1002 and encodes 333 amino acids. The record is from RefSeq and is a predicted model, not a curated record. Gene Ontology annotation, cellular component: adherens junction; catenin complex. Gene Ontology annotation, molecular function: calcium ion binding; cadherin binding.